AUGGGAAGGUCACCAUGCUGCGAGAAGUUGGGAUUAAGGAAAGGGACGUGGACACCUGAGGAAGAUCAAAAGCUCUUGUCUUACAUCGAACAACAACAUGGCCACAGCAGCUGGCGAGCUCUCCCAGCAAAAGCUGGGCUGGAGAGAUGUGGCAAGAGCUGCAGACUAAGGUGGACUAAUUAUCUAAGGCCUGAUAUCAAGAGGGGAAAAUUCAGUUCGCAAGAAGAUCAGACCAUUAUUCAACUCCAUGCACUUCUUGGAAACCGAUGGUCAGCCAUAGCAACUCACCUCCCAAAGAGGACAGACAACGAGAUAAAGAAUUACUGGAACACACAUUUGAAGAAGAGACUAACCAAGAUGGGAAUUGAUCCAUCAACUCAUAGGCCAAAGACCAACGCCCUCGGCUCUGCUCACCAAAAAGACACCGCCAACCUCAGUCACAUGGCUCAAUGGGAGAGUGCUCGUCUUGAAGCAGAAUCCAGGCUUGUUCGCGAGUCCAAACUGCUGUCGUUGUCCACCGCCUUUAAUCAUUCUCAUCUCAGCCCUCCAGCCUCAGCUCAAUUACCACUAGCAAAAGCAUUAGCUUCACCACUAGUAACACCAUUGGAGCCAAUGGUACAAAAGCAUUAUUUUCAUUGUCUUGAUAUACUCAAAGCAUGGCAAAGGACAUGGACAACAACAAAGAACGCCAAUGGCUUUUUCAGUACUGCCAUUGGAAGCCUUCAGUCUCCAACCUCUACAUUGCAUUUUUCAGAUAACACAUUCGCCAUGUCAAGUGCUGCUCGUCUAACUGGAGAAAACUUACCAUUUAAUUCGACAAUUAAUUGCGAAGCGCGGGACAUGAAAGCAACCGGUACGAGUACUUGGCAGUAUUUGGAUACACCAAAGAACAAUGACCCGCUAGCAGUGACUGGAGAAAAAAUGGAGUCAACAACGGGGAACAUGAUGCAGCUUAAUCAUGAUGUCAACGUUCAAUGUGAUUUUGAUCCCGUUGGUGGUGCAUAUACUAUGGAAUUCUCUUUAAGGUCUCCAGGUUUCAUGGAAGGAUUCGCGGAUGCCGAUAUCGAUGACUCAAACAAUAACCCAACUGGAUCAUAUCAGAGUCUUGGUUACAGGUGGGGUGGUGAUCUUGAAGACAACCAAAAAUAUUGGAACAAUAUAGUCAAUGAGGAGAUUUCUGCAUUGGGUUCGCCAUUUUUUUGA
Molecule: messenger RNA, 1203 nt
Organism: Coffea arabica (coffee)
Lineage: Eukaryota; Viridiplantae; Streptophyta; Magnoliopsida; Gentianales; Rubiaceae
Product: transcription factor MYB106-like
Source: RefSeq, a predicted model, not a curated record